Tinamus guttatus (white-throated tinamou) is the source of this 829-nucleotide messenger RNA. The record is from RefSeq and is a predicted model, not a curated record. NCBI's taxonomy places the organism in Eukaryota, Metazoa, Chordata, Aves, Tinamiformes, Tinamidae.
AGGCUUGUGAAGUACUGUGAGCAGUUCCUCUCCAAUGACCCUUUCCUGUCGGGAUGUCUCCCCAGCAACCCCUGGAUAACAGAUGAUCCCGAGUUCUGGGACCUCAAUGCAAAGCUAGUGGAAAUCCCCACCCGAAUGCGUGUGGAGCGAUGGGCCCUCAACUUCAGCGAGCUGAUAAGAGACCCCAAAGGUCGGCAGAACUUCCAGCUCUUCCUGAAGAAGGAAUUCAGUGGAGAGAAUUUGAGUUUCUGGGAAGCCUGUGAAGAUCUCAAGUAUGGAGACCAAUCCAAAGUCAAAGAAAAAGCAGAAGAAAUUUACCAGCUCUUCCUGGCUCCAGGAGCAAGGCGCUGGAUUAACAUCGAUGGCACCACAAUGGGCAUCACUGUCAGAGGUCUCAAGCACCCUCAUCGUUAUGUUUUAGAUGCUGCUCAGACCCAUAUUUACAUGCUGAUGAAAAAGGACUCCUAUGGCCGCUAUUUAAAGUCUCCAAUAUACAAGGAAAUGCUGGCCAAGGCCAUUGUGCCCCAGGAGACGGUCAAAAAAAGCUCCAGUUUCUUAUUUGGACGGCGCCACCUCCGCUCCAGCCCUAGCCCCAUCAUCCUGAGGAAGCUGGAGGAAGAGGCCAAAGCCAGAGAAGCUGCCACGACUGUGGACAUCACACAGGUUAUGAGCAAGCUGGACCGCAGGAGCCAGCUCAAAAAGGAUCCUCCCAAGUAGGCUCUGAGCCCCGCAGGGCACAGCCCAGGGAAAAGACAAGCUGAGGCUGCUGUUGAGCUUCGUCUCCCCUUCCUGAAGGUGUCAGUGCUGCUUUACGUUUGCCAGGCCCGCU